Molecule: messenger RNA, 2489 nt
Organism: Diatraea saccharalis (sugarcane borer)
Lineage: Eukaryota; Metazoa; Arthropoda; Insecta; Lepidoptera; Crambidae
Source: the annotation of a GenBank genome assembly
GCAAAUUAUGCGAAACGCGUAGGUAAGAUAAAAAUAAGAAGAAAAGAAGUACAUUAUUAACCUAAAACAGCAGUUUGUUAUAAAAAUAGUUAUUAAAAUGGUACGUAAACUCAAAUUUCAUGAACAAAAACUUCUCAAAAAAGUAGAUUUCAUAUCAUGGAAAGUCGACAACAAUCUUCACGAAGUUAAAAUAAUGAAAAAGUAUUAUAUUCAGAAAAGAGAGGACUAUACAAAGUACAAUAAAUUAUCAAGAGAAAUCAGAGAUUUGGCUAAUAAAAUCAAAGAUUUGGAUGUUAUCAACGAAUUUAGAAAUGAAAGUAGUGGCCAGUUAUUAGAAAAAUUGUAUCAAAUGGGCUUAAUACCUACUCGCUGGGACUUGGCUCUUGCAGCGAGUGUAUCGGCUAGUGCUUUUUGCAGACGUCGAUUACCUGUUGUGAUGGUUCGAAAUAAAAUGUCUGAAAAUUUAAAAGAGGCUACAAAAUAUAUUGAGCAGGGUCAUGUUAGAGUGGGGCCAGAAGUAGUAAAAGAUCCUGCAUUUUUAGUCACCAGAUCAUUAGAAGAUUUUGUUACUUGGGUAGAUGGUUCAGCUAUCAAAAGACAUGUCAUGGAAUAUAAUGAUAUGAGAGAUGACUUUGAGAUGAUAUAGUUUAAGAUACCUCUAGUGAUACAAUAUGUAAAUAACAAAGAUAAGAAAUUAAGCAAAUUGUUCAUAUAGGUUAAGGAUUUGCGUUUCUACUGUUUGUGUUAAAUAAAAGUUACUAAAUGGUUAUAAUAACUUUAUUUUUUCAUUUAAUAGAUUUAAUUUAAUUUAAACCUAUUCUAUUAAGUCUUGUCUUAUAAAAGCUAUAUUAUUUCAAUUAUAUAUAAAACAUCAUCUAAAUAAAUUUAUUUGAUACAUUAAAUAUAUUUAGAAUAUUUUGCAUAAAAUAAUAUUGAAUAAAUAUUUAUAUCAUUGACACUGGAACCUACUUCUGCAGGUGGUUAUCUGUAGUGAUAUAUCUCGUAGAUGUCUAACUCAUAUUGAUAAUCCUGGCAAUGAUACAGUGGAGGACACAGAUCCAAGAUCCUGCACUUGACUGCGACUUUCUAUAAUAGCAGCUAUCCGAGCAAUCGCUGCUGAUUGAGACACAGCAGCCUCAGCAAGUUUUCUCAUUGCCUCUGCUUGUAGCAGUGCUGCUUCUGCACUUUUAACAGAUGCACUAGCACGCUUGUCCUCUGCUUUUGCACGGAGGAGUUCAGCUUCUGCACGCCUUUUUUCUACCUCAAUCAGCCAUUUUGGGUAUAAGUCUAAAACAUCAAUCAAACAACUGGUCAACAGUGUAUAUGAAUAGUGAAUACUUUGUAUUAAUAAUCUUAUUCUGCAGUGGUAUAGCUAGAUUGGUAGAAAUGUUGAAUUCAAGAAAGAAUUUUCUUGGCCCUAAAUAAAAGAGGUUCCUGCAAUUCCACACUUGAUGCUUAUUUAGUAGGUGAAGAGAAUGGCAUAAGUCCAAUCAUUCUGUUCCAACCAAAAAGUGUUUUACAUUAUAGUAUCAUUAGAAAAUUAUAAGUCCAUUUUUUUCUAGUAUUUAUUUACCCAUCAAACAAACAUAUUCUCUCUCAGCUAUUUUCUCGUAAUUAAAUUCCAUUAUACUCACUGUGAAUAAGAGGAUCAUUUGAAUUAAAGUCAUUAUCAUCUUGGCAAUCACCUUCACUGGAUUCUGCACUUUCAGUGCUGUCCCCUUCAACACCUGAAAUAUUAUAUAAAAUUUAUAAAAACAAACUGAUUUAAUUUCCAUAUAAUGAGAAUAUAAAAGCACUUUCAUAAUAACAGUACAUAAAAAAAGAUCAGCAAACCUGAUAACCUGUCAUGGGCAUCCACUUGUGAAUUUGAAAAGUCAUUACUCUCCUGAUAUGUUUCCAAUUUAACUUCUGGUGGUAUAACAUCCUGAAAGAAAUGAAAAUCAUACUACAACCUAUAGAACAAUGUUUAACUAUAAUGUUUAAAGAUAAAACUACUUACUGAAAGUGGGUUUUGAUACGUUUCAGAGUUAAAUAGCUUCUUCUCAAAGUAUGGACCUAAUAUAACAAGAGAUCUCUUCUCUAGUUUAGUUAGGGGACGGACUGUUUUCUUUAAUGGAGCUCCACGUUUUUGUCUUUUUAUUAAUUUUGCCUUGUUCUUUAAUUUAUUUUUGAAGUCACUCCAAUACUGAAAUAAAAAUAAGCAUACAAACAACUUGAAAUGGGUUAUUAAGUUUUAGAUUUAAGUUUAAUCAUUCACCUUACUCCAUCCAUCUGCAGAUUUCUUUGUUCCACCUCUACAGUCAUUUAGGAUCUUGGUCAGUUCUCCCCAUAGCCUCUUGGAGGUCUGACGGGCCUCCAAAUUUCGCAGGCUGCCUGUAGCAAACUCUAUGUUUUGUCCCAUAAAAUCUAUCAUAGCCUUUACUUGCUCAUACGCAACAUGUCGCGAACUUUUGCUUCCAGUCAUGUUGUUAAAUUUAGGCGUUUAUUUU